Messenger RNA from Closterium sp. Naga37s-1, 1821 nucleotides. NCBI's taxonomy places the organism in Eukaryota, Viridiplantae, Streptophyta, Zygnematophyceae, Desmidiales, Closteriaceae. The record is from the annotation of a GenBank genome assembly.
AUGAUUGGCGCUGAACUCAAGCAGCACACGGACCCUUCCGCCGUCCCCCAGACCUGCACCGGCUGCCGUCGACCAUUUCUUCCCCCAUCCCACCCCUUUCCCCGCAUCCGGUUCCUGCUCUUUCUCCGCCCACCAACACUACCCUCUCUUCGCCGCAUCUCCACUUCUCCCUUCGCCGCUCAGAGUCCCCCCGACGGCCCGCCUCCUCGCCUGUCCACCGGCUGCAACGAGGCUCUCCCGUCGCCGAUCCCCACGCCCCCGUGCACGUGCUACUCGCGGCUGCCGGCCGGAUGCGCAACGGAUCCGCACGCGCCGACCGUUAAGUACAUCGGCGUGAGCCUGCGCGGGCGCAACCGGUGGGUGGCGGAGAUUAAGGACAACAACCACGGCGUGCGCAAGUGGCUCGGCACCUUCGCGUGCCCCGUGCAGGCCGCGCAGGCCUUCGACGCGGCGGCGCGCGCCAUCCGCGGCCCAAAGACGAAGGCGAACUUCAAGCGCGGCGACGCGGAAUUCGUGGAGGACGUGCCCGAGGUGCUCUCCGUGCUCGCGUACUGCGCAUCGGGCAAGCCGCCACAGAGCAGCGCGGCAAACCUGGCUGGGUCGGCGGACGGGUUCGCGCGGAGAACGUCUCCGAAGCAGUCGUCUCCCGCUGGUCCUCCGGGCAGAAGGCCCGGCAGGGGCAAACCACCCUCCCCCUCCGCCGGCCCCUUGCCGCUCGCGAUCGGCCCGCCGUCCAUCGCCGCGCCGUCCUACGCGGCCGCGCCGUACGCAGUGGACGCGACCCAAGCCGGCGCCACGCUGCAUCAUGCCGCCCCGCGCCUGUCCAUGCCGUCCCCGUCGUCAGCGCUGGUCGCGCCAAGCCCCCUGCAGCUCACCGGCAGUUUUAACGCCGAAGCGUCGCCGCUAACGGCCUUCCCGUCUGCGCGCGCGCCGCAUGAGAUCGUUGUGAAGCGCGAAGUCCUGGCGCCGUCCUCCCUGCUGCCCGUCGCGGCGUUCGCCGAGGCGCGCGCGGCGAGCGAGCACGCGGUGAUUGUGCAGCCGGCGCACGCAGGCGGGCGCGCGGCGGCGGGCUGCGCGCCGCCAGCCGUAGUCGACGGCGUGACGUGGGUGGUGGCGGAGCCGGAGCUGGCGACGCCUUGGGGCGCGCGGACGGCGGAAGCCGGCAGGUUCCCGCAGCUAGUGGCGCCCGCGCCCCACGCGCCACACGCGCCGUAUCACCCACCUGCCCCGCAGUGGCGCGACGCGCAGGGGGAGCAGCGCGAGGUGCGGUGCAGGAGGGGGGAGGCACAGGCGGGUGCGGGAGAGGAGGGCGGCGCUCCAGCCAUCGAAUGCGCCUCGCUGUGGUCGCCUUGUCGACCCGCUGAUGCCAACAGGGACGAGGACGCAUUCGCACACACGCCGUCCGCGCAGCCAGAUGACAUGGAUGUCCGAUCCUCUAGCCACGUCAGGCUCGGCAAGCGCAGGUCGCCCGAGCCUGCGGGAGAGCUCCAGUUAAAUCGUUUGGUACGGGACGCGGAGGGUAGCAUGCAUGGAGGCAUUGGAGGGGUGCUCUCUCUGCUGUCUGUUGGAGCCCUCCAGUCGUCCAGCGAGAGGCUCGGCGGCAGGCUCGGUGGUGAGAGUUUGAAAGUGAAGGGGAUGAGCCUUUCCUCGCUCUUGCCUGUUGCCGAGCCUGCGCUGACUCCCGAGGAGUUUGGUGAGCUUCGGCAGAAGCUUGGGUGGAAGGUGGUUCGGAUGGAGGACCUGGAGGAAAUCCCAAGGGUGGCUCGGGAAGCACUGUUGAGGUUUAGGCAGGACAAGGACUUCACCAUGCUGUCACUGUAG